Hibiscus syriacus is the source of this 1051-nucleotide messenger RNA. RefSeq names its product pseudouridine-5'-phosphate glycosidase-like. The coding region runs from base 16 to 1020 and encodes 334 amino acids. The record is from RefSeq and is a predicted model, not a curated record. The transcript has 11 exons. Gene Ontology annotation, molecular function: pseudouridylate synthase activity. NCBI's taxonomy places the organism in Eukaryota, Viridiplantae, Streptophyta, Magnoliopsida, Malvales, Malvaceae.
CUUUUGGAGAAAAAAAUGGCUUCUUCUUCUUCUGCAGCAGCUGCUAAAAGACUAUCGAAUAUCAGCAAUCAUAUUUGUCCCACAGACUCAAACCCUUUAGUCAAAGUAUCUGCAGAAGUGUUCCAGGCUUUGUCGAGUGGUCUCCCUGUCGUUGCUCUUGAGUCCACCAUCAUUUCUCAUGGAAUGCCGUAUCCUCAGAAUUUGGAAACAGCGAAGGAGGUGGAGGCGAUUGUGAGGGAGAGUGGAGCUGUUCCUGCUACCAUCGCCAUUCUGGACGGCAUACCUUGCAUAGGUUUGAAUUCGGAACAACUGGAAAGGCUUGCCAGAUUGGGAAAAAGUGCUCAAAAGACAGCUCGAAGAGACAUUGCAUAUGUUGUGGCCACCAAGAGGAAUGGUGCAACAACUGUUUCUGCAACUAUGUUUUUUGCUGCAAUGGUUGGUAUACCUGUUUUUGUUACCGGGGGAACCGGGGGAGUGCAUAGGCAUGGCGAGCAUACAAUGGAUAUAUCCUCUGAUCUCACAGAGCUUGGAAGGACACCAGUGGCGGUCGUCUCUGCUGGUGUAAAAUCUAUAUUAGAUAUUCCAAGGACACUGGAAUAUUUGGAAACUCAGGGUGUUUGUGUUGCUGCUUACAAGACCAACGAGUUUCCUUCUUUUUUUACUCAAACAAGUGGCUGCAAGGUGCCUUGUCAGGUCGAUAGCCCUGAAGAAUGUGCACGGUUAAUUGAUGCAAACAGGAAACUCAAUCUCGGAAAUGGAGUAUUGAUUGCAGUUCCCAUCCCAAAAGAACACUCAGCUUCGGGAAGCUUGAUGGAGUCUGCAAUUCAACAAGCCCUUACAGAAGCCAGGGAAAAGAACAUAACAGGGAAUGCCGAGACUCCGUUCUUGCUUGCUCGGGUUAAUGAAAUAACUGGAGGAGCAUCACUCGCUUCUAACAUUGCGCUUGUGAAAAACAAUGCAGCUAUUGGAGCCAAGAUAUCUGUAGCCCUGGCCAACCUCACCCCAAAUAACAUUGUGUAAAGGUACACUCUAGGGAGUUGCUGAAAACAAU